Cryptococcus amylolentus CBS 6039 is the source of this 952-nucleotide messenger RNA. RefSeq lists its product as hypothetical. The coding region runs from base 88 to 840 and encodes 250 amino acids. Gene Ontology annotation, molecular function: oxidoreductase activity. The transcript is spliced from 5 exons. The record is from RefSeq and is a predicted model, not a curated record. Lineage: Eukaryota; Fungi; Basidiomycota; Tremellomycetes; Tremellales; Cryptococcaceae.
UCCGCCGCCGGCACCUACUUGUUUUCAUUGCUGCACUAUUAUAAAGCAUCCGUGUCUUAUCUUUGUCUCUAUCUUUCAGCCGCCACCAUGCUUUUCAGUAUCAACAUCACUUCCGACGUAAUAUGUCCCUUCUGUCUCAUCGGAGUCAAGCAGCUUCUGGGCGCCAUCGACGAAUUCAAGUCUACCCACCCCGAUGCCAAAUUCGACCUCCGUCUCCUCCCCUUCGAGCUCAACCCUGGCCUCAGCGAAGAACCCAAACCGAGACGGGCAAUGUAUGAAGCAAAGUUUGGGAAAGAGAGAUCGGCCAUGAUCUGUGCAAUGUUACCGGAAAAGUAUGCUGCAGUUGGGGAGACUGUUGAUCUCGAUGGCCAAAUCUCAUCCACCCACCACGCCCACCGCCUUCAGACCCUCGCUCUCUGCCGUGCUCCCGAGGCCCAGCUUCCCCUCGCCAUGGAUAUCUUCCGCGGCUACCACUCCAACGGCAAACACCCUUCCGACAAAGCCUGGCUCGCCUCUCUCGCUGUCAAGCACGGCAUCUUCCCCACGGAAGAAGAGGCGCGAGAGUAUCUCGAUUCCAACAAGUGUGACAAGGAGGUGAGGAAGGCGUAUGAGGUCGCGAGGGAGACGGGCGUGACGGGUGUGCCGUACUUUGUGUUCCAGGGCAAGUUUGCGUUGUCGGGUGCUAUUGGACAGGACAACUUUUUGCAGACUCUGGAGGAGAUUGCCAGACGCGAGACGGUGCUCGAGAAGAACUCGGCGCCUGCUAUCAACUCUGCUCACGGCGAGUCUUGCACCGACCACUGCGAAGGCGACACUUGCGCCGUCCCCACUACUGCUUAACCUUGGUUGACUUGUUUCAUAAAAAUCUUGCGUUUCUAAAAUUGUCAGGAUUACAUACAUGUGUAUUUGGAUUGUGGCGCAGGUUAAUGUAUGUAUGAUGCUUUCUAUCGAU